GCUCGGUCUCCUGGCAACCAGAUGCAGGGGCCAUGGCACUCUUAACACCCCAGGAAGUGAAAGAAGUCUUCCAAUUUCAGAGACCACAAGGUCGGGAGCACCUGCGGAGGCUUCUGAACUGGGAGGAGUUUGACGAACAAAGAGACUCCCGGAGGAGCAUCCUGCUGGACACCCUCUACCAGAGCAUCAUUUUUGCAGUGGGCAAAGGCUUCCCAUGGUUGGAGGUGGCCCAGGUGGUCAAGUUCACGGAAGAGCUGCUAAGGGAAACCAAAGGCUGCUCCAUUACUGAGGCUGUGACGAUCCUGGGGAACAAGCUCAGAGAUUACCAGGGCCAUUUCAACACCACCCACCUGCUGGCCCUCUGUGACUACUUCCACGACACCUUCAUCCGCCACUACAAACUCUACCAGUAUGUCCUGGGCCGGGACCAGCAGGUCGACCUGACCGUUGCCCACCUGGAGGUGUGCAUGCCACCCCAGCCCCUCCCACUGGCUGAGGGCAUGGACAGGGACUUGUGGACCCACGAGCAGCAGGUGGCCAUGCUGACGGAGUCCGAGGCACAGAAGCGCGCCGACGUGCUGCUCCUGAAAGAGGCCCUGCGCCUGGAGCAGGAGAGCUCACUGCAGAAGGCGUUCGCUGCCGCUGUGCCUGCGCAGCCCGGCCAGGUCCUGGAGAGACAGGAGUUGGAGAGCCUUGUCUGCGAGGCGGUCCACACCCAGAUGGAGAUCCUGCAGCAGCUGCUGCAGCGCCAGAUCCAGAACACAUUCACCAUCUUGGACCUGAAGCUUCAGAAGAAGACUCUGAACCUCAACGCCCCCACCCCUAUCCCGCCCCCCAUCACCAGCCACACAGGCCAGGAGGAAGCCCUGAAGCCCCAAAGAGCGAGCAAAGGAAAGAAAGCAAAGGCAAGGAAGUAGGAGGCCCCGACUGCCACACGAGACUGACUGGGGACCAGCCACCCAUAGCCAUGAGCCUUGCAGCACGGUGAGCUCAGCACCCAAGAGAGACUUCUCGUAAUUAAAAGAAACAAACC
Messenger RNA from Nomascus leucogenys (northern white-cheeked gibbon), 1033 nucleotides. It is a transcript of the gene C4H8orf74, whose product is annotated as chromosome 4 C8orf74 homolog. Lineage: Eukaryota; Metazoa; Chordata; Mammalia; Primates; Hylobatidae. The record is from RefSeq and is a predicted model, not a curated record.